Messenger RNA from Coccinella septempunctata (seven-spotted ladybird), 2588 nucleotides. RefSeq lists its product as uncharacterized. The transcript has 9 exons. The record is from RefSeq and is a predicted model, not a curated record. Gene Ontology annotation, molecular function: RNA binding. The coding region runs from base 125 to 2083 and encodes 652 amino acids. NCBI's taxonomy places the organism in Eukaryota, Metazoa, Arthropoda, Insecta, Coleoptera, Coccinellidae.
UUAUGGAAGUUGUUAUGCACAAAUUGGUGUAAUUUAAGCGUUGUCUAAAUUAUGAGGCGACGAAAGUGACUAACAAAGAACAUCUUCACUGAACUCAAGCAGAAACACAUGAUUUUUAUUCAUCAUGGAUCAGAAAAAUUUCGCAUUUAGAUAUCCUCCGCCGCCACCUCCGAAUUAUAUACCAAAUAUCAAUCCUCCGCUUCCUACGGAAAAUCCACCGGUUGUACAACCACCGCCUCCACCUCCUCCAACAACCAUUCAGAGCUGGACUAGUUGGUCGGUAGACUUUUCUCGUCCACCACCACCUGUUUUUAAUGGCUUGACUACAGGAAAUGUAACAAAUACAUUGAACCUAGGGUAUGUGAGAAAUAGCACAGUUUCUUCUCCGAGUAUGAGUCCAGCAUCCAGUACAGAUAGCUCGAGUUAUUAUGGAAGCAGUUCUAUUGAUAAUGUGCAGUAUCUAGGGAACGAUAACAGGCAAUUUCGAAGAUAUAAAUCAGAUCAAUAUACUAGUAAUCAAGGCUGGUCACAGUCCCAAAAAAGUAGCUUCAAAAGGCCAAGAUAUGAUGGCCGAAUGGAUCAGAGAAAUGAAACUUACGAUAAUUUGAACAAAUAUAAUGAUAUGUAUGCUCGGAACCCUUCCAGUGUAGAUUCUAGGUACUCAAGGGAUCCAAAUGCUGAAUUGAAAAAUAACAAAAAUAUAGAAGAAGGUCAGAGAUCGAGGAAGAGGAAAAAACCUUUAUCACAGUCUGUUCCUGCUAAAAGAGCAUGGACGGAUGAGGAAGCACAAAUGGCUAUCAAUGUUGAGAGAGAUUACAAUAAACUUUUCAAAAAUCAUUCUCUGAAAAUAAAAUUCCCAGAUCAAGAACUCAACAGAGACAUUGUUUCAAAGUUUCACCCCUCAAUAGAAACUGUUUAUUUUCAGCAGCCAUCGAAUCCAAGGUUUUGUUUCGUAACUCUUACAGAAGGUGCAAAUCCUACCAAGGUUAUAGAACAACUCAACAAAAUUGAGUUUGGCCAAGGAUACUUAUCUGCUGAAUACAAAAAAGAUAGGGAAGACGAACAGAAUGUUGGCCCUGAAGAUAUAGAUCCGUUAACUUUAUAUGUCGGUAACUUAGCACAAGAAGUAACAAAAGAAGAUAUGGUGACGUUUUUCCCUAAGAAUAAGCGAAUUGAUAUUGGUUUUGCCAAAAAAAUGAGAUAUACAAGGUAUGCAUUUGUUUCAUUCAAGAAUGUACAAGACUCAAUAGAAGCCUUCAAAACCACCCAUUAUGCUGACCUCCACUCCAAAAGUAUGAUAGUUAGAUUUAGAAGACUGCAUGGUACGGUUGGCAUGCCUGGAGAAGCCAAAGGUCAUCACUCCUCGAAAGAAACCCAAGUGGAAAAAAAGAAAGAAGAAGACUUGUCCAGUGAAAAAGUGUCCACAGAUUAUUCAGAGAGCUCUCAACAUACUGAACAUGAAGAAUGUGAUACAUACAGUCCCUCUACCAGUUAUGAUCCACGUAGUUCGUCACCAAGUCAUUCCCCCAAUCCCAUUAAUUGCGAUCAAAGAACUACCAGUGAUUGUUCAGAAUUUUCCAAUUUCGAUCCUAGUUUAGUGAAAAGUGAACCAUACGAUUACAGUUACGAAGAAUUUGAGGACUGCCAAGUUGAGAAAACCGAAGAGCAAUUCAACCCCGAUCUGCAGAAUACUCCUGAAGAAACCAAAGUACCUGAUCAAACUUCUAAGCCAUCCGUAGAAACCACUGAAACCCAAGACGUGCCCUUAGAGGCAGUUGUUAAAAAAGAACCGGAAUUCAUUACCCAAUUUUUACCCGAACCCUCUGAGUCUAUGUUCCCUAUUAGGCCGAUUCCAUUGAAAGAAGAACCAAUUGAAAAUAAUGACGAGCCGGACACUGCUACUUCCAAUCAAGGAUCCAGUGAAGAGCUGAAAGUAUCCAAUGGUCUGAAGGAGCCAAAAGUUGAAGUUGAAAACGAGAAUUCAGAACCUGUUGAUCCUGAUGAUAACGAGGAAGAAUUUAACACUACAACUGACUUUGGAUCAGUCUUAGAUAACCUCAAGAGAAGGCCUUUUUUGCCAUGAAGUUGACCGACAAUAGUUGGGAUAACAUACAAACAGUAAGAUUGAAUACCAAAAUCGAAUUUAAUAUCAGUAUAAUUACUCAAACUUUGCAUUUCUCAAUAGUUUUAUCAUCUAUUGAUUGCAAAACUUAUUCUGUAAAGGCCCGCAGUCAUAAAAGAUGUUAAAUAGACAUUGGUUCAGGAGAUAAAGGAAAUAUUCUUGAAUUUCACUUUUUAAUUCAAUUGGGAUGGAUAUAUGUUAUUAUAGGAAUGUGUAAGUGAUGAAUAUGUGAUGUUUGUAUAUAUUAUUCAUGUCAUAAAAUCUUUCUUUUUAUUUAUUUUCUUGAUGUACCCAUUUCGUUCUUGGUAGGAUGAUCAUUUCUUUCUGUUCACUAUUCACACAGUAAAGUUGUAAAAAUUGUCUCUCUUCAAUUCUGCUGAAAUUAUAUUGGACAUUGAACUUUUAAGUAUUCAUUGGUAGUUAGGAUUUGUGAUGCAUUUUUUUGUAAAUAAAUUUUCUAUUCCAA